UGAUUGAUUGUACCAUUUUGUUUCCAUCAGAACUUCUCUACUAUAAAAGCAUCUAGCAAAACACUACUUUCAGUCACUGCAAAAGUUUUUUUCGGCAUAAUGUUAAGCUUAAAAAUUACUGUCGGUUUUUUCCUGAUUGCAUCUUUAGCUUGCCAGGCAAAGUUUACCAACAGCCAGAAACGCAUUUUACAUUCCCAUUUUGCCGAAUGCGCUGCGGACCUAGGUAUCAGAAAUUUCACCGGAUUGGAAGUGCUCGCAUUUUCCGGCCGCCAGACGACUCCGGAGCUGAAUUUCUGCACUUUGCACCGGAUGGAUUUGAUCAGCUGUGACGGGACGGUACACGAGGAAAACUUUUUCGCGUUCAUCGCCGAUGGCCACAACAACAUGGAGCAACUUCCGGCCGUGUUGAAGGGCUGCGUGGACGUCGUCAACGGCACUCCGGUGGAGCGGGCCUUCCAGCUGUACCGGUGCAUGUUUGCGCAGCACAAGUUUGAAGUGUGAAAAAUGUCCAGUGAAAAGAUGUUUUUUUUAAAAUAAAGUAAUGAGGAAAUA
Messenger RNA from Culex pipiens pallens (northern house mosquito), 552 nucleotides. RefSeq lists its product as uncharacterized. The transcript is spliced from 2 exons. The record is from RefSeq and is a predicted model, not a curated record. Gene Ontology annotation, molecular function: odorant binding. The coding region runs from base 100 to 501 and encodes 133 amino acids. Lineage: Eukaryota; Metazoa; Arthropoda; Insecta; Diptera; Culicidae.